AUGGCGCAACCAUUCCUACUCUCCCUUCCCCGUCGGGGACUUACACCCUCCCCCCGUCUCAGCCUCACCUCCCCAUCCAGAACCAUCGCCUCGUGCUCCCGCUUCACUCCGACAAGACCGCAACACCACUACCAACCACACCAACCACAACAACCACAACUUCUCCAAAGAAACUACCACUCCGAAAACCAUCCCUCCACACCCCCACAAGAAAACGAAUACUCCAACUCCCAACUCACCAUCCUCUCCGCCGCACUCGCCCAUGUUCCCCGCCACGGCUUCUCCCGCGAUGCUCUGAUCCUAGGCGCGCGCGACUCCGGAUUCCUCGAUGUCUCGGUGCAACUCUUACCGCGCGGAGAAUUUGAUCUUGUGCUGUUUUGGUUAGCGAGUAGGCGGGGGUUGUUGAGAGAUGUUGCCGAGAAGUUGAAGGGGAAGGAGAUGGGGGUGGAGAAGAAGGUGAGGUGUCUGGUUAUGGAGAGGUUGAGGAUGAAUGAAAUGGUUAAGACGGAGUGGCAGGGUGUAAGUUCUUGUCCAUCAUUCUCAUAUAAUAAAUCGGUUAUCGGUUGUGGGGAGGUGGUGCUAACUGAUAUAUUAUGUAGGCGCUGGCACUUAUGUCCCUCGCUGGAAAUAUCCCCCUCUCCCUCUCCGAACUUCACGCCCUCUCGUCUGAUAUCUUGA
Aspergillus chevalieri is the source of this 678-nucleotide messenger RNA. RefSeq lists its product as uncharacterized. Gene Ontology annotation, biological process: ubiquinone biosynthetic process. Gene Ontology annotation, molecular function: lipid binding. Gene Ontology annotation, cellular component: mitochondrial inner membrane. The record is from RefSeq and is a predicted model, not a curated record. NCBI's taxonomy places the organism in Eukaryota, Fungi, Ascomycota, Eurotiomycetes, Eurotiales, Aspergillaceae. The coding region runs from base 1 to 678 and encodes 225 amino acids. The transcript has a single exon.